Eimeria tenella is the source of this 477-nucleotide messenger RNA. Its product is annotated as crooked neck-like protein 1, putative. Gene Ontology annotation, biological process: mRNA splicing, via spliceosome; spliceosomal complex assembly. Gene Ontology annotation, molecular function: protein binding. The record is from RefSeq and is a predicted model, not a curated record. The transcript has 3 exons. The coding region runs from base 1 to 477 and encodes 158 amino acids. Gene Ontology annotation, cellular component: U2-type catalytic step 2 spliceosome; precatalytic spliceosome; Prp19 complex. Lineage: Eukaryota; Apicomplexa; Conoidasida; Eucoccidiorida; Eimeriidae.
AUGGCGGAGGGCGGGGGCACCCCCCGCAGGGGGGCCAAGAACUACCCCCUGGGGGCCAGCUGGAAACAAAUGGAAGUGAAGAACAAAAUGCCAGCAGCAGUUCAGAUAACUGCGGAGCAGCUGCUGCGCGAGGCGGUGGACAGACAGCUGGAAGAUGCUGCUGCAGCAAAGCCGCAGCAAAGAAUUGUCGACGAAGAAGAACUUGAGGUGUACAGACUCAACAAAAGAAAAGAGUUCGAAGACAGCAUCCGCAGACAGAGACACCACAUCGGCACUUGGAUCAAAUACGCCCUUUGGGAGGCGGCGCAGAGGGAGGCGCGGAGCGUGUUCGAGCGCGCGCUACUGGUGGACUACCAGAACGUGAGUUUGUGGCUGAAGUACAUAGAAAUGGAGAGCAGCAACAAGUUCGUGGUACCUGAGCAACCGGCCAAGUCAAGAGUCUUUUUUGCGGUUUUGCAAAUUCGAAGAAAAACAUAA